AUGCGUCUAGGCCGUCAAGCUCACUGCACGAUUGUAGGGAGCCCAAAGUACGAAGUAUAUCUCCUCUUUGUUAAUGACAUGGUCCUGAUCCCUGCCAACCACUUUACAACCUCAAAUGUUUUCUACGAGAAAGGUUGCCAGUCUGCGAUUAGUUCUCUUCAGCUCGAUUGGGCCCGUAUUAUUGAGUUGCGCCAUCAACUCUUUGUUUGGCUCCAAUUACCGAAACAGGUAGAGAACGAGGGGGUGGGACUUUGUACACACCUAUGUGCCCGGGGAGAAGAAGGAGGAGGAGGGGAUGCGGAAUGCCCCGCCAGUAGUGUGGACAAUGGGUCGAAUCAUGGCCGAUCGUCGACAAGCACAAAGUUUCAUGGCUUGCAGACAACACAACUUUGUAGAGUCCGGGAGAAGGAAUUCGCAGGGCGCUAUGGAAUUGCAAGUGCUGAUUCGGAGACCUCCCUGUCGGGCUGUCUGGUUCGAAGAGGAUAUGCUUCCGACGUAGCAUUGGCUAGACCGGGGAAUGUCAACCUGGGGAGAGGGGCUGUACAAAUCCUCCCCCACUCAGGUCUUACAAGACGAUGGAGCGAAACAAGGAAUUGUGCGUUAGCCAUUUGGGCACUGAUGCAGAAAGUGGAUAACCUGCUGCUGCUGAUAGAUGGCCAACGUCGUGGAGCUAACGGCACGCCUGAAUCUCAAAAGUCCCGCGCAUUCCUUGGGGGUCAUUGGCACGAUGGCCAUCAUCAUUGGGGGAUGAGAACUGGCGGUAAGGGAAUCCCGGGACUAGGUGUUGGAGUAUGCCAGGAAAACCGGCCAAAGGGAAGCAAAUGUGGUAGCAUCCUGAACCUCAUGGAUCCGGUCGAGAGCCAGAGAGACUGCAGACCAAAGGUACACCACGCAACCAUCCGUAACGGGAAGUUACGAGAUUUCCACAACACGACAAAGGCUUUUGUCGCGGCACUUGGACCAUCCUCCGAGUACAACUGGUUGAGGGGCGGGGAGGGGGGCGCAAAAAGGCUAAACAGCGAGGGAACAAUAGGUGGUAUGGCUUACGAAGGGUUCCAUGAUCCCAGUCAGAGCUGUCAUCCUCUCUUGUGCAUACUGGAACCAAACUCUCCCCUCCUCAUCUGCGAGAGACGCGUCGAUGACAAGAAGCUCUCCCAGUAUCGUAAUUGGACGAAGCGGAGACCCGCCGGGACGGCGGCAGGUUCUGAACCAUGGAAACAAAUGAGACGGUGCAGAAAACUCUUCGAGACCAAAGCACUUUGGUGGGACGGCGCAGGCAAUUACCGUCCAGCAAGUGCAAUAAUCAAUCCACCCAGCGUGGCCCCAGGGUGCAGAGCCGGAGCGCAGACACGGUUCGGGCCAUCAAUCCUAGAUGCGGCGAUUCUCGUCGAGAUGGCUCUGGCCUUUUCCCUGCAGUCUUUGAAGCCGAGCGAUGUCAUUUUCCCUCAUGCGGGAGUGUGUGACAGCUCGGAAGUGGCCGUCGGAACUGUGGCAAAUAACACUGACGAACCAGGAACCUCCUUAAAUGUCACCAGGGACCGCCCCAGGUACAAGCCUCCAUUGAGCGCGGUGGAAAUACAGAUUCAAGAAGAUCACAUUGCGAUCACUGUCAUGGCCAUCCAACAUCCGCCAGACAGGGCGUAA
Molecule: messenger RNA, 1644 nt
Organism: Aspergillus niger
Lineage: Eukaryota; Fungi; Ascomycota; Eurotiomycetes; Eurotiales; Aspergillaceae
Exons: 14
Coding region: 1-1644 (547 amino acids)
Source: RefSeq, a predicted model, not a curated record